AUGGAGGCGAGGCCUCGGCCUUCCGGCGUGCGGAGGGUGACCGCCAAGAAGCGGCCGAGGCCGGAUGCGUCCUCCAACAGCGCGCGGAAGCUGCAGCGCCGGGAGAUUGCCGCAUUCCCCGAGCGCACCUUCGCCGCCAGCACCACGCGGGAGCGGUUCCGCAACAUCCAGCUCCAGGAAGAAUUUGAUACAUAUGAUCCUAAGGAGAACAGUUCGCUACUACCUUACUUGAGGAAGCGGUCUGAAAUUAUUGAGAUAGUUGGAGCCCGUGAUAUUAUCUUUGCUUUAUCACAGCUGGGAGUAUGUGCUGCAUUCAGUAGAGUGACAAACCAGCGGAUUUGCUUUCUGAAUGGAAGUCCAGAUGAAGUCAUCCGUAGUUUGUUUUAUAACAAGAACAAUGACUCGCUUAUAACCGUAUCAGUUUAUGGUUCUGAAAAUUUCAGUGCUUUAAGAUGCAGGACAACUCGAAUCGAGUAUAUACGCCGUGGAAAGCCAGAUGCUGGUUUCCCUCUUUUUGAGACAGAAUCGUUGAGGUGGCCAGGUUUUGUGGAGUUUGAUGAUGUAAACGGAAAGGUGCUGACGUACUCUGCUCAAGACAGUACUUACAAGGUGUUUGACUUGAAGAACUACACACUUCUGUACACGAUAUCUGAUAAAGAUGUUCAAGAGAUAAAAAUCAGCCCUGGUAUAAUGCUAUUGAUAUACUCAAGAAAAAAGGGCUACAUUCCUCUUGAGAUUCUUUCUAUUGAAGAUGGUAAGCGCUUGAAGUCAUUCAGGCAUCUUCUUCACCGCAACAAGAAGAUUGAUUUCAUUGAGCAAUUCAAUGAAAAACUUCUAGUCAAGCAGGACGGGGAGAACCUUCAAAUUCUUGAUGUAACAAACUCUAAGAUAACAGAAGUGAGCAGCAAUGAGUUUGUGACUCCAUCAGCUUUUAUUUUUCUGUACGAGAUGCAGCUGUUCCUGACCUUCCGUAAUCGGUCGGUAUCAGUUUGGAAUUUCCGUGGUGAACUGGUGACAUCCUUUGAGGAUCAUUUGUUGUGGCAUCCUGAUUGCAAUACAAACAGUAUUUACAUAACUAGCAACCAAGACCUCAUUAUCUCUUACUGCAAAGCUGAACCGGAUGAUCCAUCUUCAGAGGACAAUGAUAAAGGCAGGGAACCUGUGCAAACAGAAGUCGUCGAAGUUCCUGUGUACGCCUCUGGAGGCCCUCGGCGACAUCACAUCUCUGUACUACGACGAAGAGCGCGAGGAGAUCAUCACCGGCAACCAUCAAGGCCUCAUCCAUGUGUGGUCAAAUUAACAGCUUGGUCCAGUGCAGGCAGGUUACAUCAGGCACCAGGGGAUCCUCGUUAG
Messenger RNA from Triticum turgidum subsp. durum (durum wheat), 1353 nucleotides. The record is from the annotation of a GenBank genome assembly. Lineage: Eukaryota; Viridiplantae; Streptophyta; Magnoliopsida; Poales; Poaceae.